AUGACAACUAACAUAGCGGGCAUCAUCUCGGUAGUCUUCUUCUACGUCAUCAUUCUAGUGGUGGGAAUAUGGGCAGGCAGGAAAAAGAAAACCCCUGGCAGUGACUUGGAAGAGAGUGAAGAAGUCAUGCUGGCGGGACGGAAUAUAGGCAUGUUCGUGGGCAUUUUCACUAUGACAGCAACUUGGGUUGGCGGCGGCUACAUCAAUGGCACAGCAGAGGCUAUUUAUAGCAAUGGCAUCAUUUGGUGCCAGGCUCCAUUUGGAUACGCCAUGUCGCUUGUGAUUGGUGGCUUAUUCUUUGCAAACAAGAUGCGCGAAGAAGGGUACGUCACAAUGCUCGAUCCUUUUCAAGAUCUAUUUGGUAGCCGCAUGGGAGGUUUGCUUUUCAUACCAGCCCUAUGCGGAGAAGUAUUCUGGUCGGCUGCGAUUCUGGCUGCGCUGGGGGCAACUGUGAGUGUGAUCAUUGAUUUGGACAACAACACUUCUAUCAUCGCGUCCGCCUGCAUUGCCCUCUUUUACACUUUGUUUGGAGGACUGUAUUCUGUCGCCUACACAGAUGUUAUACAACUGUUCUGUAUUUUUGUUGGUUUGUGGCUCUGUAUUCCCUUCAGCAUUACAAAUUCUGCAGUUGGAAGCCUGGCCUUGAAAGACACCGACUGGAUUGGGAGUCUGAAUGGAAGAGAACUUGGCCAGUACUUGGAUUACGGGUUACUUUUAGUUCUCGGGGGAAUCCCGUGGCAAGUAUACUUCCAGCGGGUAUUGUCAUCUAAAAGUGCUUUCCGAGCCCAACUUUUAUCCUAUGUUGCUGCGUUUGGUUGCAUCAUCAUGGCUAUUCCCCCGAUGAUAAUUGGAGCCGUUGCAAAAGCAACAGCUUGGAAUGAGACGGCCUUCCCAGGCCCUUUGCCUCUGGAUGAAGCCCACACCUCUCUGGUUCUCCCCAUGGUCUUACAGUAUUUAACACCAGCAGCAGUAUCAUUCGUAGGCCUCGGAGCAGUGUCCGCCGCUGUCAUGUCUUCAUCAGAUUCCUCCAUAUUAUCAGCAGCUUCUAUGUUUGCCAGAAAUAUUUAUAAGCUUAUCAUACGCCAGAAUGCUUCCGAGAGAGAGAUCAUCUGGGUGAUGCGCGCAGCCAUCAUCUGCGUCGGCAUCUUAGCCACCGCCAUGGCGCUGACCGUAAAGUCCAUCUACGGCCUCUGGUACCUCUCGUCGGACCUGGUGUACGUGAUGCUUUUCCCUCAGCUCGUGUGCGUCGUCUACUUCAAGAAGUUCUGCAACACUUACGGCUCCCUCACCGCCUACAUAACAGGUUUUCUUCUGAGGUCCCUCGGCGGCGAGGAAAUCGUCGGCCUUCCCGCGCUCAUCAAGUAUCCCUUCUACGACGAGGAAAGGGGCGAGCAGCUCUUUCCCUUCCGGACCCUGUCGAUGCUACUCAGUCUGGCCACCCUGAUGACCGUGUCCAGCGUCAGCAAGUAUCUCUUCGAGUCGGGCCACAUCCCGCCGCAGCUGGAUGUCUUCCACUGCGUGGUCAACAUCCCAGAGGACAUCCUCAAGGUCCAGGAACCGCAGGAAGGGGAGAUGAGUGUGCUGAAUGCCCAUCUAGCCAAGACCUAUCAGUCGGAAAUGAACGGACGGGUCAACCCAGCACUCACCCUCAGCAGCGACGAAGCGGAUCUGUCCGACGCACCACCGAAAGAAUUCCCACCGCCUUAUACUCGAAAUGCCCCUUCUCAGAACACCACGAACUUUUGA
This is a messenger RNA of Uloborus diversus, 1746 nucleotides long. RefSeq names its product high-affinity choline transporter 1-like (gene ChT). Gene Ontology annotation, biological process: transmembrane transport; choline transport; acetylcholine biosynthetic process. Bases 1 to 1746 code for a protein of 581 amino acids. NCBI's taxonomy places the organism in Eukaryota, Metazoa, Arthropoda, Arachnida, Araneae, Uloboridae. Gene Ontology annotation, molecular function: choline:sodium symporter activity. The record is from RefSeq and is a predicted model, not a curated record. Gene Ontology annotation, cellular component: plasma membrane. The transcript has 8 exons.